Molecule: messenger RNA, 3415 nt
Organism: Pristis pectinata (smalltooth sawfish)
Lineage: Eukaryota; Metazoa; Chordata; Chondrichthyes; Rhinopristiformes; Pristidae
Gene: scinlb
Product: scinderin like b
Exons: 17
Coding region: 116-2293 (725 amino acids)
Biological process (GO): actin filament severing; actin polymerization or depolymerization; barbed-end actin filament capping
Cellular component (GO): cytoplasm; actin cytoskeleton
Molecular function (GO): phosphatidylinositol-4,5-bisphosphate binding; actin filament binding
Source: RefSeq, a predicted model, not a curated record
CUUCUCGAUAAAAAGCUGAGAGUGGAGACCAGCCCAGUUGUGUGAGUCUGGAAUUUAGCAUCUGUGCUUGAUAUUACUACUGGAACCGGAGCCUGACCUCGCCUCAUUCUUAGCAAUGGCAUGUCAUGUGGCAUUUGAAAAUGCUGGCAAAAAGCCAGGGCUUACCAUAUGGAGGAUCGAGAACAUGAACCCUGUCCCAGUUCCUGAAAAUCUGCAUGGGAAUUUUUACAUUGGUGAUGCCUACAUCGUAUUUAAUACAACUCCAGAUUUUAAGUAUCAUAUCCAUAUGUGGCUGGGAAACCAGUGCCAACAAGAUGAAUCUGGAUCUGCUGCCAUUUUCUGUACCCAACUGGAUGAAAGCCUCAAAGGUGUUCCUGUGCAGCACAGGGAAACACAAGGCAAUGAAACAAGCAAGUUCCUGGGCUAUUUUAAGAAUGGAGUUGUAUACAAGGAAGGAGGCAUUGCAUCUGGGUUUACACAUGUAGUCACCAAUGACAUCAGUGCAAAGAGGCUGCUGCACGUAAAAGGCAGACGAAAUGUGCGUGCCCACGAAGUACCUUUUGCGUGGUCCAGCUUUAACAAAGGAGACUGCUUCAUUAUUGAUGCUGGAGCUCACAUUUAUCAGUGGAAUGGAUCAAAGAGCAAUAUUCAUGAGAAGCUCAAAUGCUGUCAGCUUGCAACAAGUAUCCGCGAUAAAGAGAGAGGAGGACGCUCCAAGGUGCAUGUGGUGGAAGAAGGAUGUGAGCCCACAGAGGUCAUUGAGUUACUGGGUCCCAAACCAACCCUUCCAGAAGCACCUGUUGAAGAUAGCUCUGCUGAUUUGACAAGCAAGAAAAAAGCCACACUCCACAUGAUCUCCGAUGCCAGUGGGGAGUUGUGUUUGACAGAGGUGGCUGCUGAGAGCCCAUUUAAAAUGGCUACACUUUCUACCAACGAAUGCUACAUCCUUGACAAUGGGCCAUGUGGCUACAUAGCUCUGUGGAAAGGAAAAUCCUCCAACAAGUCUGAACGGAAGGUUGGAUUUGAAACGUGCAUGUUCUUCAUAAACACAAAAAAUUAUUCAAAAAAUACAAAGGUAGAAAUUCUUGCAGAAAAUGGUGAGACAGCAUUGUUCACUCAAUUCUUUUUGGACUGGAAAGUUGUAGACCAAGCUGAAGGGCUUGGAAAAGUGUACACUAUUGGCACUGUUGCCAAAAUCAAAUCUGUUCCAUUUGAUGUCACCAAGCUUCAUGAGUCACCGGCUAUGGCAGCACAAUACAACAUGGUGGAUGAUGGGUCGGGCAAGGUCCAGAUCUGGCGAAUUGAGGAGUUCAAGAAAGAACCUGUUGACCCUUCAUCAUAUGGGCAGUUCUAUGGUGGAGACUGCUACCUUGUCCUGUACUCCUACAAAUUGGGUGACAAACAGCAGCAUCUCAUUUACAUUUGGCAAGGCAACAAAGCUUCAAAAGAUGAGCUUGGAGCAUCAGCCGCCCUUGCAGUUGAACUUGAUCAGGAGAUGAAAGGUCUGCCUGUCCAGGUACGGGUGACUCAGGGGCAGGAGCCUCCUCAUCUGCUAAGCCUGUUUAAAGACAAAACACUCAUUGUGCACCUUGGAGGGACAUCCAGGAAGGGUGGGCAAACCCCUGUGGCACCAGUUCGACUUUUCCACAUCAAGAUAAGCUCAACUGGAGCUUCCAGAGCUGUUGAGGUGAAUAGUGAUGCCGAGUCUUUAAACAGCAAUGAUGCAUUUGUGCUGAAGACUCCACAGGAGACGUACAUUUGGAAAGGCUUGGGUGCUAGUGCUCCUGAAUUAAAGACUGCCAAGUACUUGGUCAGUGUUCUGGGGGGAAGUCCAACAGAGAUCCAAGAAGGGAAAGAACCAGAAAACUUCUGGAAGGUUCUUGGUGGGAAGAAGGAAUACCAGACCUCCAAAUCCCUGAAAGAUAAAGAUACCACUCACCCGAUUCGUUUGUUUGGGUGUUCCAACAAAACAGGAACAUUUGUUAUUGAGGAAGUUCCAGGAGAAUUCACACAGAGUGAUCUGGCAGUUGAUGAUGUUAUGCUGUUGGACACUUGGGAUCAAAUCUUCCUUUGGCUUGGCAAGGAUGCCAAUGAAGUGGAAAAGUCUGAGUCCCUGACAUGCGCAAAGAAAUACUUGGAAGCUGAUCCAUCUGGACGAGACUUGGGGACUCCCAUUGUUACUGUGAAACAAGGAAAUGAGCCACCAACAUUCACUGGCUGGUUCCUGGCUUGGGACUCCCACAUGUGGGAUGUGAGCCCUCUGCAAAAGGCUCUGGCUAAGUUCCAGGUGUAGUGAUAAGGGAUUACACAAGUUCCCUCUUUUUUUUGUUUGCAUGUUCUAGCUGCAAUGCAUUGAAGCAUUGGGUUUUCUAGUGCCAGUAGAAAUUUGGCAACCUAUUCCACAGUUUAAGGAUAUAUGAGUGACAAUAUUUAUUCACUCUUCUGCUUCAACACAUCAUGAAUAAUAUUGGUAAUAAUCACAGUUUCAAAGUUGCCCCUGUUGUUGGUUUAGACUUUUUAAAAAAAAAACUACAACAUGUGUACCAAAAAACAUUUAGAAAAACUAGCUACUGAUUGACCCAGUGCAAUCAUUCCUUCCAGUGGUGCUGUAAUUCUGACCUUAUGCUAGACCGGAUAAAAAUCCAUUUGGGUUGAGCCAGUUAGAAAACCUGAAAUAAGGCUACAGUGUUGCAUGUGAUACUCCAGGCUAUUACCAGUCAAAACACUUGAAGAGUUUUGACCACCUCUUACUACUUGCAGUAAAAUAAUGGGACCUGAACUGACUUGAAAAUGGGAAGUGUUUGCAGGGAAUCAAUGUGAUGCCCCUGUAAUCAGUUGGUGAGGGGUUGUAAAUGUUUAUGACUUGGAAAUAGAAGAUAUGGACAGAUCUCACACACACACACACACACACACACACACACACACACUCUCUCUCUCACUCUCAUUUAAGAUCACUGUCAACCCUGGAAGUGCCUUGUAUACUGUUGAGCACUUGGUAUCAAUGUCAGAUGCAGGCUUGAGGAUGGCUUGGUUGCUUGCUACAUUUUGAAGUCAGAGGGAUGCAACAUUGAAAAGUAAUUGCUUUUGCAAAAACAAAUAUCACUUUGCACUGCAUUGUAAAAUUCCAAAGAAUAUUCUAAACCUCUGUGGCCUUGUGUUUAGACUGAAUUUCUUAUACUUGUUUGGGGGGGGAGGUGUUUGAGCAAUGGCAAUAUUGAAUUGUCUGCUGCCACCGUCACUGAAGCGAUACUGCUGGUAAAUGGCUUUCCAGUUUUUGCAGAGAGCAGGGGAAUUUUUGGGGUAAAUUUUAGCAAGGCUUCUGCAAAAUUGCUUGGCUCAGAAAAAAUAUCAUGUGUCUUUGUUUAUUCUUGCAUUGGAGCCUUAAUAAAGUUUUUAUUUGGAAAAUUUUAAACAA